AUGGGGACGACCACCGUCAACAUAACCGAGUCCAAGUCCCCUAAGCAAGCAUCCCCAACCAGGCAAGGUUCCAUCGCCAGCGCCAAGAUCGACUCAAUCACCAAGCCGGACGCUGUGUCCAAUGCUCCGGCGACCAAGCCGCUUGCACCGCCGCCUCGACCAGGACAAUCCCAACCAGGAUCUAAUACUCCCGGUGAAUACUUUGCGCCUCAGGUCUCCGGAGGCUCCCUCAGCCUGGAGCCCAAUCCGUUUGAGCAGUCGUUUGGGGGUGGUGGACCAGAAACGCCUGGAGGCACCAAGCUACCCAGCGUCGCGGCCCUGACCUCUCCCUCGUCGCUGCUCCCCGGUAGCAACGCGACUCCCUUCAACUGGGGUCCAGGCUCCUUGCGGACCGGCCCGCUUAGUCCAGCUAUGCUGUCGGGCCCUACCGACUACUUCGGCGACACACAUCACCUCCGCGGCGGCUUCCCUACGCCCAACGAGUCCUCCCUGCGCACCGGACUGACACCGGGUGGGAGCGGGUCUAUGUUCCCGGCCCCGAGCCCCAACUCUGCACUCUUCGCGCAGCUUGCAAGCGGCGGCGCGACCCCAAACACCAUCGACUUUCAUCGAACGGCCCUGAGCGCUGCCGCCAAGCGUGAACAGGCCAACAGCCUCGCGCGAGCUCAAGCGCAAGCAUCGGCACCGCAGCCUCAGCCAGUAACGUCUCAACCUCAAGACAUGACCUCAGUCCCCGUCAUUCCCAAGGUCGAAGCCAAGCCCGCCUCCGGACCCUUUGACCCUCACGAUAACGACGCGGCCAACGGCCUCUACAUGCUCGCUCAAGGGAGGAACGGAACCCAGCCUACUCCUCAGUUCACAGUGACGUCUGCUCCGGCGGCACACGCGCCUCCGGCCCCCGUGGUCCCGCCCACCAUGAGCACGUCUCCUCCCAUGCCUACCAAGGCAGAUCCGCGACGAGGUGUCAGUGAAGUCAGCAACAUGUCAGAGGAAAGCGACCAGAAGCCUCAGACACGAGCCAAGGGAAAGAAGAGUACCCCAGCUACCAAUGGCAGGAGGAAAGCCGACGAGGCGCCUGCCAAAGCACCGCCAACGAAGAGAACAAAAGCCAACAGUGGCGCGCCUAGCAGCAACGGCGAUGAUGAGGAUCAUUCCGACGACGAUGCGGAUUCCAAAUUUGACGACAAUGGACCAGGCAAGUCAAAGAUGACAGACGAGGAGAAGCGUAAGAACUUCUUGGAACGCAACCGUGUUGCGGCUCUCAAAUGUCGACAGCGCAAGAAGCAGUGGCUUGCCAACCUCCAAACCAAGGUGGAGGUAUUUAGCAGUGAGAAUGAAGCUUUGACUCAGCAGAUUACGCAGCUGCGAGAGGAGGUUGUCAACCUCAAGACUCUUCUGCUUGCCCACAAAGAUUGUCCCGUCACUCAGCAGCAAGGCCUUCACGGGGCCUUCAUGUCUCAAGUCGUUGAGCCCUACAACCCUCAGAUGAACCCAUAUGGCAUGGCAGCCCCGAUGCCUGGCCAGGGCGUCAUGGCUGGCCAAGGUGUCAACCGCCGUUUCUCCUAG
This is a messenger RNA of Trichoderma citrinoviride, 1566 nucleotides long. Its product is annotated as basic-leucine zipper transcription factor-like protein. The transcript is spliced from 3 exons. Lineage: Eukaryota; Fungi; Ascomycota; Sordariomycetes; Hypocreales; Hypocreaceae. Gene Ontology annotation, molecular function: DNA-binding transcription factor activity, RNA polymerase II-specific; RNA polymerase II cis-regulatory region sequence-specific DNA binding. Gene Ontology annotation, biological process: regulation of transcription by RNA polymerase II. Bases 1 to 1566 code for a protein of 521 amino acids. The record is from RefSeq and is a predicted model, not a curated record.